CCGGAAACAGUACUGCGAUUGCUGCAGUCAGCUGACCAGAAAUGAAGUUUGCUGAGAUAAUGGAUUUUUGUUUUCAGUCCCUUGUUGAAAAACACGGCAGCAAAAGUGAGGGAAGUCCAAUUGUAAGCGCCUCGAGAUCUGGACAAUUGGACUGCUCUCAUCCAGCUGCAACACAGAGAGCUGUCCACACUAUGGCGUCACAACAAACAGGGAGUCUUUUCCUCUCUGGACGAGCACAGCUUUCCUUUUGACACCUUUCGUCCCUUUUCUCUCUUCUAUUUGCUUUGAGAAUAUUCUUAAUUGUGUCUGAGAAAAUGGCCGACACCGAGCCUUUGCUGCCCAGUCUCAACUCCUCCUACGCUCCGACUGCCCUGGGCGACCAGCAAGUGUCCGACGAGGAGGACAGCGAGGACCACAGUCCCUUGGUGUCACACCCGCGCAAAGACUCCUCCGUGCCUCUGGCCAUGCGCUACAGUCCAGAUGACUCUUACUGUUUUGUGUACAUCAUCUUCUUUCUGAUGGGCAUCGGCUCCCUGCUGCCCUGGAACUUCUUCGUAACCGCCAAACACUACUGGCUCUACAAACUGAGCAACAGCACUUAUCAAGGCGGCGCCGGAGAGGAGCAACGUUCAGACCUCGGCGAUUACUUUGAAAGCUAUCUGGCCAUUGCCUCCACUGUGCCUUCUGUGCUGUGUCUGAUACUCAACUAUGUUCUAGUUAACAGGUUGUCUUCUAACGUGCGGAUCCUGACGUCUCUCGCUGUGAUCCUGUUUGUGUUCGUGGUGACCACGGUGCUGGUGAAGGUGGACGUGUCCGACCGCAGGACAGAGUUCUUUGUCAGCACGCUGGCCAGCGUGGCUGUGGUCAGCGGAGCCUCUAACCUCUUCUCUGGCAGCGUGUUCGGGAUCAGUGGUCAUUUCCCCAUGCGGAUUUCUCAGGCCCUCAUAUCAGGCCAGGGCAUGGGAGGCACGUUGAGUGCGGUAGCGUCAAUAGUGGACCUGGCGGUGGCGAAAGAUGUGACAAAUAGCGCUCUGGUCUAUUUCCUGACAGCCGACGUCAUCAUCCUGUUUUGCAUCGUUGCAUAUUUGCUGCUGCCAAAGCUGGCAUAUUCAAGAUACUACAUGGAGGCGGCAGCGCGCACCAGUGCAGAGAGGAUGGGCGAUGGAGAAGCCGCGGGCACGGGGAGCGCCGUCUCCAUCCCACCGCUGCGGCCUAUCCUCCGGAAGACGUGGGUGCUCGGCCUGAGCGUCUUCUACGUCUUCUGCGUCUCCAUCAUGGUGUUCCCCGCGGUGUCCUCUGGAAUCCAGUCGGUCAACAAAGACAGCGGCAGCCCCUGGACCACCACUUAUUUUGUGCCCCUCACCAGUUUCCUCGUGUACAAUGUGGCGGACUUCUGUGGCAGGCAGGCCACGUUCUGGUUGCAGGUCCCCGGUCCCACCAGUCGAGUCCUGCCCGCGCUGGUGCUGUGUCGCUCCGUCAUGGUGCCGCUUCUGAUGUUCUGCAACUACCAGCCAAGGGACCACCUCCGCGCUGUGCUUUUCGCCCGGGACGUGUACCCUGUGGUCUUUAACUGCGUGCUGGGCCUCACCAACGGCUACCUAGGCACCCUGCCAAUGAUCUAUGGCCCCAAGGUCGUACCCCGAGAGCUGGCAGAGGCCACAGGUGUGGUCAUGUCCUUCUUCCUUACUUUAGGGCUGGCUGUGGGAUCUUCUUUCUCUGUGCUUAUUGUGCACUACAUCUAACCAAGCUCCUGAGCAAUAACCCAGUCAGUUACUGUGGUGGAGCCUCAGAGCAUUGAUGCCAAAGGACUAGAAGCCUCUUUUUGAUAAAGCCUGACAUGAAUAUGUGUCGUUUACACUGCGGCCCAUGAUGGCAGUCCACCAUAACUUGGUGUUUACAUCCGAGAACAGGAGGACAAUCUUCAGGCAAUACCAACAAUCCAAAGGGAAACCAACACAUUUCAUAUUGCAAUUCUAAAACAAAAUGUAUUCAAGGGGUUAAAAUGUGUGGUUACUUUGGUUCCACUGAUUAGAAUAUGCAGAUGGUAAAGCAUCACGUCUCCUUGAGGGUUACAUUUUGUACGUGCUGGUUUUGGUGAACUGCUGUGUGCCGUUUGUACACCAUGUAACUUAACUUGAGCAGACCUCAUAAACUGAACAUUUCCACUAACUAGUUUUAUUUGUCAUACGUUUUUGUAACAUGCUGCAGUUCUUUAGAUGUGAAGGUAAUUCAUCCAACCUAAUAAAGUAUUUGAUACACUGCA
Gasterosteus aculeatus aculeatus (three-spined stickleback) is the source of this 2263-nucleotide messenger RNA. It is a transcript of the gene slc29a3, whose product is annotated as solute carrier family 29 member 3. Gene Ontology annotation, biological process: nucleoside transmembrane transport. The record is from RefSeq and is a predicted model, not a curated record. Gene Ontology annotation, molecular function: nucleoside transmembrane transporter activity. Gene Ontology annotation, cellular component: plasma membrane; Golgi apparatus. Lineage: Eukaryota; Metazoa; Chordata; Actinopteri; Perciformes; Gasterosteidae.